Portunus trituberculatus (swimming crab) is the source of this 9120-nucleotide messenger RNA. It is a transcript of the gene unc-104, whose product is annotated as kinesin-like protein unc-104. Gene Ontology annotation, molecular function: microtubule binding; ATP binding; microtubule motor activity. Gene Ontology annotation, biological process: microtubule-based movement. Bases 459 to 5849 code for a protein of 1796 amino acids. The transcript has 37 exons. The record is from RefSeq and is a predicted model, not a curated record. NCBI's taxonomy places the organism in Eukaryota, Metazoa, Arthropoda, Malacostraca, Decapoda, Portunidae.
GGCGAGCAGAGCCGAGCAGCAGCGCCCUGUGGAGCCUUCGCACUGUGUCUGUGGCGAGUGCUCGUGCGGUGUUUGGAGUCCGACGCUCCCGCUCUCCCUCCUUUGGGAUAUUGUGUGCCUGGGAGAGUGAAUAUGGCGGUGGAGGGCGAUCGCGUGGUGGUGAGACGGGCCCUUUGAGUGCCUGCCCCUACCUCCCCCAUCACCACCACCGUAGGCUGUGAGGAGCGAUUCACAGACACAGACAGAGAGGGUACAGCGCCGCCUACCUCUUCCCGCUACCUCCUCCUCUCUCCCUCUCUCCCUCCCUCAUACACACUCACAGAGACACACACACACACACACACACACGCACGCAUACACACGCUCUCUCUCUCUCGCUCUCGCUCUCUUCCUCGCCGCUCUACGAUCAAUCAGUCCUCCGCCCGGUGGAAGCCAUCUUGCCUGAGUAAUCCGCCGCCAUGUCGUCGGUCAAAGUGGCAGUGCGGGUGCGUCCCUUCAACAACAGGGAGAUCAGCCGGGAGAGCAAGUGUAUUAUUGAGAUGGGCGGCAAAACGACCAUCAUCACAAACCCCAAAGCACCUCCAGGCAGCAAAGAUGGAUCCAAGAGCUUCAACUUCGACUACUCUUACUGGUCCCAUGACGUGAGUGAUCCAUCCUUCGCCUCCCAGCAGGAUGUGUUCAGAGACAUUGGCGAGGAGAUGCUGGAACAUGCUUUCGAAGGCUACAAUGUGUGUAUCUUCGCCUAUGGACAGACAGGGGCGGGCAAGUCCUACACCAUGAUGGGCAAGCAGGAGGAGGGACAGGAGGGCAUCAUCCCCCUCAUCUGCAAGGACAUGUUCAACAGAAUUGCUGAGACGACAGAUGGGGAACUGCAGUACUCUGUCGAGGUGAGUUACAUGGAGAUCUACUGUGAGCGUGUGAGAGACUUGCUCAACCCCAAGAAACAUAACAACCUGAGGGUGAGGGAACAUCCCCUGUUGGGCCCCUAUGUGGAGGACCUCGCCAAGCUUGCUGUCACUACCUAUGAAGACAUCCAGAACCUGAUAGAUGAGGGCAACAAGGCCAGGACGGUCGCUGCCACUAACAUGAACGAGACAUCCUCCCGCUCCCAUGCUGUGUUCACCAUUGUCCUGACACAGCGCCGGGAUGACACCACCACGAAGCUGACGUCUGAACGAGUCUCCAAAAUCUCACUGGUAGACUUGGCUGGCUCUGAGCGUGCAGACUCCACAGGGGCCAAGGGAACCCGCCUGAAGGAGGGAGCAAACAUUAACAAGUCCCUCACUACUCUGGGAAAGGUUAUCUCUGGCCUGGCAGAAGUGGCCUCCAAGCCAAACAAGAAGCGGAAAGGAGAGUUCAUUCCCUACCGAGACUCUGUACUGACCUGGCUGCUCCGAGAAAACCUUGGCGGCAACAGCAAGACGGCCAUGGUGGCGGCCAUCUCACCUGCUGACAUUAACUAUGAUGAGACUCUCUCCACCCUCAGGUAUGCUGACAGGGCCAAGCAGAUCCGUUGCAAUGCCGUGGUGAAUGAAGAUGCCAACGCCAAACUGAUCCGCGAACUGAAGGAGGAGAUACAGCGCCUGCGAGAGUUACUCAAACAGGAAGGGAUUGAGGUGCAGGAUGCCGGCCAGGAUGACAAGGUCAUCAAUCGCAAUGACAACCGUCCUGCUAAACUUGCCCCAUGCGAGGAGAUCACCAAGGUUAUGAACAGCAAGAACGAUAAGGAGACACCCCAGAUCACCUCUCCUGUGUCGACUGUUGCUGAGAAUGCAGUGGAUCAGCUUCAGGCUAAUGAGAAACUGAUUGCCGAACUCAAUGAGACUUGGGAGGAGAAACUGAAGCGCACUGAGAGCAUUCGUCUUCAGCGGGAGGCAGUGUUUGCUGAGAUGGGUGUGGCUCUGAAGGAAGAUGGAAACACUCUGGGUAUAUUCUCACCAAAGAAGACACCUCAUUUGGUCAACCUGAAUGAGGACCCUUCCAUGUCGGAGUGUCUACUGUACUACAUCAAGGACGGCUUCACCAAGGUGGGCACAGCUGAGUCCAACAUCCCGCAGGACAUCCAGCUGUGUGGCUCACACAUCAUGCCAGAACAUUGCCAGUUUGAGGGUGUUGUGGUGCUGCACCCAGUGACCAAAGCGAUGUGCUAUGUGAAUGGCAAGGAGGUGGUGGAGCCAAUGGUGCUCAAGACAGGCUCCCGCGUCAUCCUUGGCAAAAAUCAUGUGUUCCGUUUCAACCACCCUGAGCAAGUCCGUGAGCGCCGUGAGACCAAGUCCCCAGCAGAGACACCCAAUGCAGCAGAACAGGCUGACUGGAAUUUUGCCCAAGUGGAAUUGCUGGAGAACCAAGGCAUUGAUCUAAAGGAGGAGAUGCAGAAAAGGCUGGUGGCCCUGGAGGAGCAGUACCAACGGGAAAAAGAAGAGGUGCAGAAGGAGUUCGACAAAGAGAGGAAGAACUACGAGGCAAGGAUUGAUGCAUUGCAGAAGCAGGUGGAGGAGCAGAGCAUGACUAUGUCCCUCUAUUCUUGUAAUAAUGAGGAGUUCACUCAUGAUGAAGACAUAUUUGUAAACCCCUUGUUUGACGCAGAAUGCAACUGGUCGGUACGGGAUUAUGCCUUAGCCUCCUGGGCAUUCCGCAAAUGGAAGUAUCACCAGUUCACCUCCCUGCGUGAUGAUCUCUGGGGAAACGCUAUCUUCCUCAAAGAAGCCAAUGCCAUAUCUGUUGAACUCAAGAAGAAGGUGCAGUUCCAGUUUACGCUUCUGACGGACACACUGUACUCUCCUCUGCCGCCCGACUUCCUGCCUUUGAUGGAUGAGGAAGACGAGGAGGAGGAUGAGGAGGACCGGCCUAUCCCUCGCACCAUUGUGGCUGUGGAAGUUCAGGAUACCAAGAACGGCGCCACGCACUACUGGACACUGGAGAAACUGAGACAUCGUUUGGAGUUGAUGCGUCAGAUCUACAAUUCUGACGUGAGCCCAUGCUCCCCUCUGCCGCCCUCCCCACCGCCUGCCGAGCGUCCUGCGGAGGAGGAGCUGCAGACCUGCAUUCCAGCGUGUAACCAGGCCAAGCUCUCCCUCUCCCAGCUCCUGCCCACCAGGCUUCUCAACACCCGCAUACAGCGCCUGGAGCUGAUGCGGGAGAUGUACCACAAUGAGGCAGAGCUGUCACCCACCUCCCCUGACUACAAUAUUGAGAAUCUGACAGGCGGAGAUCCCUUCUAUGACCGCUUCCCUUGGUUCAGGCUUGUUGGAAGAGGGUUCCUGUACCUAAGCAACUUGCUGUACCCUGUGCCUCUGCUGCAUCGUGUGGCCAUCGUCAAUGAACGUGGUGAUGUGAAAGGAUACCUCAAGGUGGCAGUGCAGGCUGUUAUUGUAUCUGAGGAUGAUGCUGUGGAGAGCACCCAGCCAGCAGGAGUGAGGCAAUCAGCCAGGAUAUCUUUCAAUGAGGGCAGCUUCAAGAGGCCACGUGCCAAGCGAGGCUCUCUCUCGGCCCAGGUGCUGGAGAAGAACACAGCAGCUGCAGCAGAGGAGGAACGCAUUGUGGAGGGACAAGUGGGUCCAGGAGACACUAUCAAGCUUGAAGAUGAGGUGUGUGAAGUGGACAGUGGACGAGGUGACAGCAGUGCCAGUUCAUGUGACAGUGGCAAGUAUGAUGACCUGCCACCCCACCUGCGCCUCGGACAGGAGCUUACCUUCCGUGUCACAGUCCUCCAGGCCUUUGAUGUCUCCACUGAGUAUGCCGACAUCUUCUGCCAGUUCAACUUCCUGCACCGUCAUGAUGAGGCGUUCUCCACCGAGCCUGUCAAAAACACUGGCAAGGGACCCCCACUGGGCUUCUAUCAUGUACAGAAUAUCACUGUCACAGUGACCAAAGCUUUCAUAGAUUACAUCAGGACUCAGCCCAUUGUGUUUGAGGUGUUCGGUCACUACCAGCAGCACCCACUUCACCGAGACUCACGCCAGGACGCCACACACUUCUUACCUCCCGGCAUCCUACCCCCCAAUAGUUCCCGUGGUCCCCCUAAGAGGAUGCAGCCACCCGCUAUUCCCAUCAGCCAGCCCAUCCGCUCCCCGAAGUUCGGUGUGAUGCAGAGCCCAUCCACUUCCCACGUGCACGCCAGGCAUGACCUCCUCGUCUGGUUCGAGAUCUGCGAGCUAGCCCCGAAUGGAGAGUACGUUCCUGCAGUAGUGGAGCACGGGGACGACCUGCCUUGCCGCGGCCUCUUCCUCCUCCACCAGGGCAUCCAGCGACGCAUCCGUAUCACCAUUGUGCACGAGCAUUCACAGGACCUGGUGUGGAGGGACGUGAGGGAGCUUGUGGCUGGUCGAAUCCGUAGUACCCCUGAAAAUGAAGACGACAAUAAUGACACCUCAGUCCUCUCCCUUGGAAUCUUCCCUGGCGAGUACCUUGAGUAUCCUGGCGAGGACCGCACUCUCUUCCGCUUCGAAGCCGCCUGGGACUCCUCUCUCCACAACUCAGUGAUGCUCAACCGUGUCACUCUGCCUGGCGAGCACGUCUACAUGACCAUCUCUGCUUAUCUGGAGCUGGAGAACAACGCCCAGCCAGCUAUCAUCACCAAGGACCUUUGCAUGGUGGUGUACGGCAGGGACUCACGCACCAUACCCCGCUCCCUUCGUCACAUCUUCAGCGGCUCAUACAAGAACGCUGAGGCCAACCGGAUCUGCGGGGUCUAUGAGACAGUUCUGAAGAGAGCGACUGAAGCAGGUAGUCCAGGCUUGCAGCGGCGGCAGAGGAGAGUCCUGGACACUAGCUCCACUUAUGUGCGUGGGGAGGAGAAUCUCCAUGGAUGGAGACCCAGAGGGGACUCUCUCAUCUUUGAGCACCAGUGGGAGCUGGAGAAAAUCACUCGGCUGACUCAGGUGGAGCGCACCCGACACGUGCUGCUCCUCAGAGAGAAGCUGGGCCUUGGUUCUACCCCACACGCCUCAGGACACCACCAUGACUUCACCAAGAGUGAGAAGCCCCUUAUCAACCACCAUCAUCCUUUCACGCAGGAGGUGGCAAACCAAGCAGCCAAGGCAGGGUGUGAUGCACGUGCUGUCCUCACCCGCUACUCCUCCCGUGACAACCCCCAGGCUGACACUGAGACCAUGGGAGAGGCAGAGAAAGCCACUGCCUUGAAGUUUGCCAGACUCAUGCAGGGCCGGUCAGCACAGUCCCUCGCCAAACAGGAGAUGCCAGCCCAGACCCCAAAUGAUGAUCAGGAUGCCCUCACCACCUCAGUGACCUCCUCUUGUUCUUCCACCACCUCUGCUGAGCCAUCAUCCCCUGAGAGGCCCCGUGCUCCAGUGCCAGAGCUCCACAUCCCGCUUGGUGGCAGCGCCGUGGUGAACCAUGACUCCCCGCCUGCCAGCCCAGGAGACUCUCAGGACUCAUCCCCUCUGGUGGAGUGCCGCUCAAUGCCACUCUACGUGCCCGAGGUGGAGGAAAUCCGCAUUUCACCGGUGGUCAGCAGAAAGGGUUACCUCAAUGUGCUUGAUGACCGCACCAACACCUGGAUCAAGAGAUGGGUGGUGGUUCGUCGCCCUUACGUCUUCAUCUUCCGGGACGAGAGGGAUCCAGUGGAGCGUGGACUCAUCAACUUAGUCACUGCACAGAUUGAGUAUUCAGAGGACCAGCAGGCAAUGGUCCGUGUCAGGAAUUCCUUCAGUGUGGUCACCAAACAAAGGGGCUUCCUGCUGCAAACACUGGGAGACAAGGAGGUGCAUGACUGGUUGUAUGCCAUCAAUCCACUCCUGGCAGGGCAGAUCAGAUCAAAGUUGGGUCGCCGCAGUCGCCACACGUCGGGCGGCAGCCACCCCAACACCCUCUCAGUGCCCACUAAGUGAGGUGGAUACCCCCUCAUCAUCACCACCACCACCACCACUCCACCCUCAGCCUCCCUUCGGCGCCACCACUUUACCCGUGGCCCCUAAGGUGUCUCGGGUCCCUUGCCGCUCACCUACUGCAACAACAACAUCAACACUACUACUCCUCCUCCUCCUCCUCUUAGCCAGAAAGGAAGAAGUGGAAGUGGCGCUGCUACAUAACAGUACUACCACGUCUUAGUGUUUUCAUGUAUGUGUCAACCAGAAUAAUAAAUAAACACGUAUUCCAGAAGCUAAAAAGUAGUCGUGCGCGAGGAGGGUGGCCAAACGGAAAGAAAGGUUCUCCCUCCCACCUGUCAAGUGGUGGGAACACUCGCUGCGCCUUCGAGGCAAGGUGACAGUCGCACUGUGUUUCACCUUCAGGAGACGUGGCUGGCAGGGCCGCGUUGGUACCUCCUUCAGUCUGACCAUCAUUAUAUAUACAUAUAUUUUUUUCUGCCAACCCCUCCCCUUUAAAAAAAGCAUGUAGUAGAAGAGUCAGUACACUUGUCAUAUUUACAUACUACUAUACUGUCUGAGAGAGAUAGGAUGCCUCAUUCUUUGUAUCUGAUGGAAUUCUUAGUUUUGAAAGAUGUUCCAGUAAUGACUGCAUGACUGUCUAUUCUCUAGUCCCUAAGAUGACAAUACUACUAAAAAACUGAGCUUUAGAGAGACACUGCAGAUCCCUCUCAUCCCUCCCUCCCCAUGCCAUCCACAGACAUUCCAGUCCCCUUUAUUCUUGCAGUGUUUGCUGUGUUUCUCCUCCCAAAUAUUCAGUAAAUGAGGACAAACAAUAAUUUUCCCCAAUCAACUCUUUGUUCAUCCCAUGUGCUUGUUGCCUGUUGCUGUUCCUGGGCCCAACCAGUAUCACUCCCUUAUUGUGAUCAUUACUGUUGACUAAUUAGUGCUGCAAGAUGAUACACUAUUACCAAAUUAGGCAAAGAGAGACACACACACACACACACACACACACACACACACACACACACACACACACACACACACACACACACACAUUCAUAUCUGUGAUGUGUAGGAGUUAGGUAGGAUGUGAUGUCCUGCCACUCACAAACAUUCCUCUAGAGGGCUGAAUGUUUUAUAUAAGCCCAAACCAAUAGUGGCCUCACAUUACAUUAUGAAGACUUGUUUGUUUUGAAUUGUCAGGAACAUUUGUGAACUAUUUCUUUGCAUAGCUCAUCCCUUUCAACUCCCACAGCUUCUUUGGCCCUACCAUGUAAUUCUAGUCACUGCAGGCCAUGUCUGGUUACUGAAAGAUUAUGGGCUAAGUCAGGUUUGUAUGGAUCUUGUGUUUUUCCAUUAUGUUAUGCUGUAAAUACUUCCUCCUUUUUCAUAAUAUAAAAAUCUUCAUGUCCAGGUUUGAAUAUCGGAUCUAAUAAUGCCAUUGGCAGUUGCAUAUCACUGACAACAUUCUAGGGAGCAUUGAUGUUUUGCCUUAUUGCCCACACUCCAGGUUGUCUCACUCAGCACUCACCAGCCACUCACUCACAGCUCACUCACUUCCCCUCCUCAGGAUAACAUCAGUGACUCUCAUCUUGACAUCUUGCUGCAUUGAGGGUGUGAGGCCAGUGAGAUGAGGAUGGCCUGGGGGAGUAGUGAGCUGUAAUAGGUGCACAUAAAUAUCAACAGAUACACAUGCACAUACACACACAUACACACAUACAGUCUCUCAUCAUGGAUUUCAAACAUGAUUAGCAGAGAGCAUCAACAUUCCCCAGGCUAGAGUUGUGAAUAAGCAAUUCUUGUGAGUUGUGAUAUACAAAUAAAAGUAUAUAUAGUAUAAAUAAGGAUAUACGUAUAUAUAUGUAUGUAUAAAAUAAUUUUUUGAAGAGUGAGGAUUUAUAAGAUGCUGUAGAUGGCAGAUGAUUUUAAGGGCAACUUGAACACUAAGGUCAUAAUACACUAUAGUUUUAUGCUGAUCUGUAGGAAUCAGUCUACAACAGCUUCCCUGCCCCACUCAUAAAUGUAUAGAAGUCACCUGAGGGACUGCCGCAGCCUUUCCAGUCAUUCCACAACACAACAGUGAGCCCAACGGACUCACAAACAGCUACCAUGACCCACUACCAGACCAUUCAAGACCACACCAGUUUAUGAGACAAAGACAAAAACAUGGCAGAGAAAGAGUGAGAGAAUAUGACAGGUCUUAGUCAUAAAAGAUACCAACAGACUACCUGACAGAGUGCAUUUCACCCUGACUUGACCAUCAUCAUUGCCACUACUGCCACCAGAACCACCACCACCACUACCCACAUACGUAAAUCUGUACUCUUGCACAAAUGAGCUUGGCACAGAAAGAGUCCCUUGCCUUGAAGCUCCUUUACUCCUUAGAUAGUCACAGUGAGGUGGCAGGAGUUGGUCACGUGAUCUGGCUCUGGGACCCUUGACCUUAUAAAUCCUUGUCCAACUAUUCCCUUUUUUUCUUUCCCCAUCUUCCCGUCACUCCUCCCUCCCUUCACUCCCAACCAGAUCUCUCCACUGCGUGCUCUCCUCCUCAGCCUGUCAGCGCUAGCAUUCUGCCUCUGUGAUUGCCCACAGAAAGGCUCAUCUCUUGCCUUACUGUGAGGGAGUUGUGCUAGCUAGUGACAUCUUACGCCACAUGAGACCAGUCAUUAUCAGCCUUAAGUGGGCUUUCAGUAAGGCAUUCACUUGUUCAUAAAAGAGUAUUAGACAUUGAAAGAUAUUUUUGUUUUGGAAUACUCAGACUGGACUACCUAUAUCAUGUGAUGAAACAUUUCAUUUUACUUCCUCCCACCUCCUCCCACCCUUGUAGAAAGUUGUCAUAACAUAAACAGUAGAGAGUGAGAGAGAGACAGACAGACAGAUCAUAUUAUAUCAGGAUGUUAACCUGGUGACUUUAAAGAAUGAAACCAAAGAUGUUAGCUGGUAAGAAUAAGCGUACUAUCUUUAUCUAGUCACAAGCAUCACCAUUACACACCAAAGUAGAGUUUAUGUUAUCAAGAUAAUGUAUAUUGUUUUUGUUGGGUUGCCCAUUUGUUUAUUCAUAUUCAAGAGUUUAAAAAAUCAGAUCAAUGAUGACAAAGAAUACAGGAGGAUGUCCACUACCUCAGGACAACCUUCAGCUAUGGAUCACGACAUAUUUUUUUUAAGAAAAUUGCGAUUUGGAUAUUAAUAGCUAGUGAUAUUAUGUUAUGAUAGAGUAUAUCUCAAACAGUUAUUUAUGAAACUCACUGUAAAGCUUGAUGUUUACAAUGAUAUGGCCAAAUGUAAUAACUCA